Molecule: messenger RNA, 3502 nt
Organism: Colossoma macropomum (tambaqui)
Lineage: Eukaryota; Metazoa; Chordata; Actinopteri; Characiformes; Serrasalmidae
Gene: kcnn1b
Product: potassium intermediate/small conductance calcium-activated channel, subfamily N, member 1b
Biological process (GO): potassium ion transmembrane transport
Cellular component (GO): plasma membrane; neuronal cell body; neuron projection
Molecular function (GO): calmodulin binding; small conductance calcium-activated potassium channel activity
Source: RefSeq, a predicted model, not a curated record
GUUGGAGAGAGAGAGGGAGAGAGAGAAGUUGGAUACAGACUGUGUUGUCAUGUGAGCAGGUCGCCAUGUGGAAGCGUCCAGCGAGUUUUGGCUGCCUAUCUGAGGUGAAUCCAGAUGCCAGCAGGCUGAGCCAUGCUUGGUCGCGGUCCUCGCUGUCCCCCAGCGGCCCCCCGGUCCCUCAGAUAGCCAUGAACAGCUGCAAGUACAAUGGAGGCGUGGUGAGACCGCUGAGCAGCCUGGGGGCGUCCCGGAGGAACCUGGCCGAUCUGGACUCGGAGACGCAGCCCCUGCAGACCCUCCACACCUCCGGCCUCGAGGUCGUGGUGUCCAAGGGCAACGGAGACGACCCCGGCAAGGCGUCCCGCGAGAGCCUGGUGCGCGAGGCGGGGUGCAACGCCCCACACAAGAGGAACAGGGACAUCGGCUACAAGCUCGGCCACAGGAGGGCGCUGUUCGAGAAGCGCAAGCGCCUGAGCGACUACGCCCUGAUCUUCGGGAUGUUUGGCAUCGUCGUCAUGGUAACGGAGACCGAGCUCUCCUGGGGGGUCUACACAAAGGAAUCCUCAUACUCAUUUGCACUGAAAUGCCUUAUCAGCCUUUCCACUCUAAUUCUCCUCGGUCUGAUUAUUAUGUAUCAUGCACGAGAAAUUCAGCUGUUCAUGGUGGAUAACGGAGCGGACGACUGGCGGAUAGCCAUGACCUACGAGCGGAUCCUGUUCAUCGUCCUGGAGCUGCUGGUGUGCGCCAUCCACCCCAUCCCGGGACACUACGUCUUCACGUGGACGGCGCGGCUGGCCUUCACUUACGCGCCCUCGGUGGCGGACGCGGACGUGGACAUCAUCCUGUCCAUCCCCAUGUUCCUGCGGCUCUACCUGAUCGGCCGCGUCAUGCUGCUGCACAGCAAGCUGUUCACGGACGCUUCGUCGCGCAGCAUCGGCGCCCUCAACAAGAUCAACUUCAACACGCGCUUCGUCAUGAAGACCCUGAUGACCAUCUGCCCAGGCACCGUCCUGCUGGUCUUCAGCAUCUCCUCCUGGAUCAUAGCAGCCUGGACGGUGCGCGUGUGCGAAAGAUAUCACGAUAAACAGGAGGUCACGAGUAACUUUCUGGGGGCGAUGUGGUUGAUCUCCAUAACCUUCCUGUCCAUUGGCUAUGGAGACAUGGUGCCGCACACCUACUGCGGGAAGGGGGUGUGUCUGCUGACCGGAAUCAUGGGAGCUGGCUGUACUGCCCUGGUGGUAGCAGUGGUGGCCAGGAAGCUGGAGUUGACCAAGGCGGAGAAACAUGUUCAUAACUUUAUGAUGGACACUCAACUCUGCAAAAGAGUGAAGAACACGGCUGCUAACGUACUCAGGGAAACGUGGCUCAUCUACAAACACACCAAGCUCGUGAAGAAGAUCGACCACGCCAAGGUCAGAAAACAUCAGCGCAAGUUUCUGCAAGCCAUUCACCAACUGCGCAGUGUGAAGAUGGAGCAGAGGAAGCUGAACGAUCAGGCGAACACGCUCGUCGAUCUAGCCAAGACGCAGAAUGUUAUGUAUGACCUGGUGUCGGAGCUGCAGGAGCGCAGUGAGGAGCUGGACAAGCGGAUUGGUCAGCUGGAGGAGAAACUGGACUCCAUUACCUCCAGCCUGCAGGCUCUGCCUGGCCUGCUGUCCCAAGCCAUACUGCAGCAGCAGCACCACCUGCUGGACGGGCUGAUUCAGCACGGCCUGACGCUGACGCGGCCGUCCUCGCAGGCCUCCGAGCGCUCCUGGAGUUCGUCCGUCCGCCGACGGAGGUCGCCGUCCACCGCCCCACACACGUCCUCCGACAGCGGCUAGCCCGCUCACACGCACACGUGCAUACACAUACGCUCACUCACUUCCACUCACUUCUCUGCCAUCCCUGACUAACACUGCUAAAUAAAAGACUUUUAGUACUAAAAACUUCAAAAAAACCAACGAUGACUUCGACACACUGGAAAAAAUAAACAAACUAACAAACGUAAUGAGUUAACAGUUCAUGGUAGACAUAUGGUUUACGUUUAGCCAUUGUAUGGCUGUUUAAAGUUAGCUUUUUUGUAAAGCCCUUGUAUAGUUACGGACUGGAUCCAGGGUGCUGGGGGGGAAAUCGGAAACCAUCGCCGGAGAGAAAGCGACGUUUCUCUCGCGGGAGGAAAAGAGCAGAGGACGACCGGAUGAGGAGAACGACUUCCCGACUAAAUUCAAACAAAUCCAAACGGGCUAACACAGGGGCCUUUGGGAGCUCUGAACUCGAGCUAUUAUCCACCAAAAAAACAAACGAAUGCGUGUUAGAGAUGCAGGAUACGACGGCGUAACUACGAAACACGACCUAGUCACAUCAACGGAUAUCCAAAAAUGAUAACUGUGUUACCAAACAUUGAGAAAAAACAUGUAUGUGCUCAAUGGAAAUGUUGCUGCCAGUGUAAUUUUUUGCACGAGUUUUAAUUUCAAUUCUGAGGCUGAUAGACGAGUAAUAGUUUACAAAAACGACCCCAUUUACGAAGCAUGUUUGGCGUCAAAAAUUUUAAAAAACGAACCACUGUGUGUGCAAGUUUUAUGUACCAAUGUUUUCUUUGUUUGUUUUCCUCUUUUCGGUUGCUGUUGUUAUUCCAUAGCUGCUUUGUUUGUAUGUUUGUUUGGAGAAAGAACAUUCCUCUUUUUGUCCUUUUAUUUUCUACAAAAUGAACGCAAGUGCCCAAAAUCGAAUUUUGCAUUGUAACGUUUAGAGGAUUUCGGAAGCCAGAAGCCGACGUGGUGCGGUAAACAUGGUAAACAUGGUAAACAAUGUGGUCAGUAUGGUGAACGGGUUGUUUAUUUUGGGUUGUUUAACAGAGGCCUGUGAUACAAACAAGAGACAUUUCUCGGUAAACCAUCCUCGCCUUUAAUCAGAGCUUCCAAGGGUCCUUCACAGCUGCUUCAGUUCAGGCUUUCUGCAGGACAGGCCGAAGGUUUGACCGGUGGAUUUCGGACCAGACGAAAGGAAGAACACCCCACCCCUUGCAUGUUUCAAUGCAAAUGAUGAUGGAGCUAACCUAUGGGAUGGCUUUAUGUUAAUUUUUUCCUUUCUCUUCCUUUUUUUCAUUUUUUACAAAGAUUCUUUUUUAUUAUUUACCUAGAAUUUUUAUAGCUUGUAGAGGAUCUACUAUAAUAUUACUACAGAGUGGCAGCAUAGUUGAAUUCAUGCAUUCCUAGAUCAAAGACCAAAAAAACCACCAGUAAACAAAACAAUUACAAAAAAGAAGAAGAAGAAGAGACUAAUUGCUCAUUUGGAUAUCAAUGCCAUCAUAGAUCACAUGACAAAUUAAUCGAUUAGGUUCCCAGCUCUGUAUCUGAGACUAAACUAUCAAAGAUGUGGUUGUUUUUACGGGUUUAAAGAAAAAAACGAGGAAAGAAAAAAAACGAAUAACAAACUGCCUUUACCGUGUGUCUUCGGCCUUGUUGACCAACCUGUAGCAGAUGAACUUGAUGCUGGGCUCCAAUAUAAAGAAAUAAAUCCA